Podarcis lilfordi (Lilford's wall lizard) is the source of this 19193-nucleotide messenger RNA. The record is from the annotation of a GenBank genome assembly. NCBI's taxonomy places the organism in Eukaryota, Metazoa, Chordata, Lepidosauria, Squamata, Lacertidae.
ACAGAACCGAGCGUGAGAGGCUGCGGGUCAUAGACGCCGCUUCGCAGGCAAGAAGGCCGCCCCGCUCGGAGGGUCCGUUCUAGGAGUCUGUGCUUUUCUCACCCCCCCAGCCCACCACCGUCUUCGGCUGAGGCGGCGGCGGCGAUUCUUGGACGGGGGAGGAGGGAGCGGGACUAUCCGGAGCCAUCCGCCGAAAUGGUGAGCGGUUCCCGGGAGGGGAAGGCUCGAUACCCGGAGCGGGGAGGCCCGGGGACGUCCCUCAGGCUCCGUUUCGCGACGCGGGCGCCCUCCGUCCCCGCCACGGGCCCUUCUUCCCACCGCCCCCCCCCCCGUCCCCACCGCACCAGCGGCGACCAUUUUCUUUUAAGGGCAGCUGCUCGCGAGGGGAGGGGGGGGUGACGCCAUUCUCAAGCCCCCCCUCAGGGCGCACCUGCUGGGUUGAUGCCGGUGGGGAGAAAGGGGGCGCUGGGUUAGGCGGGGGGCAGAAAAGGAGCCACGUAGGACCUCCUUAUAUUUCGCAAGCCGAAUGGAGGCUUUAUUGGGGUGGCUUCUCUCGCCUCCCCCCCACCUCCUCUAUAGCCCAUAAUGCGAAUUUAGGAGCUUACCCGGGGGUAAUUUUUUAUUCUGGAGGUGGGGGGUGAAUGUAUAAAGACGGGGAUGCCCUAAAAGCUGGUUGAGAUGAUCUAUGUUUGCAAGAGCCUUGGCUCAGGUGGAAUUUAUGCAGAAUCCCAAAACUUGCAAUAAUAAUAAUAAUAAUAAUAAUAAUAAUAUUUGUCACACACACCUCUUGCUGAGAGCCUGAGGUCUAUUGUGUAACUGUCCUGUUAUGCCCUUUAAAGAGGAUCUUCCUUCGCUCUCACGUUCUGGUAUAUAACAUUAAUAAUACCAAUAAUAAAGGUUUUCUUUUAUAAUGGGAAGAGGUUGAAGGGUCUCCCGCCUCAUGCCUGCUUAUUUAUAUCUGCCCAUAUAAUGAAAGGUGGUUUAUUUACCUUAUUUUGUUUGGGUCAUUUUUUGUCAGCAGCAAGAAAGGAGGUUUAUUUACAUUUUCAUGUCCUGGUCAUUUAUUUAUUUUUUGACAGCCACAGGAAAGGAGAAGUGGGUAUGUUUGUUUGGAGAUCUGGGCGCCCUGUGCUUUCUCCUUGGAAAUGUUUUUCUCCCUGGCUCCAUUGUUCAGGUAGCAAGGGACUCUGUGUGUGUGAGUGUGUGUUUGUAUACACACACUUCUUCCCUGUGUGCGUGAUAGAGAACUGUGCUGCAUAUUCAUUGCGGUGGUUUUUGGUGCCCCAGAAUGCAGUGAAACAGCGCGCGAGGCAGUUUUAAGGAGUGGCAGAAUCUGAGAUAAUGAAAGGAAAAGACUGUUUUUUUAAAAAAACAAAUGCCGUUCAUCACUGCUGUUUUGUGUUCAUUCCGUAAGGUGCCCUGGGAAGAUCAGCUGUGUCUUCCAGGUGGGUACCCACAUAUUGCAGCUGGCACUGCAAGAAUGGGUUUUCAGGGGUGCUUUUAUUUAUUUAUUUGGCUUUCUUCCCUUUCAUCCUACCCCCCCUCCCCGUGGCUUAAAAUAGCAGCAGAAUGUAGCAAGCAUAUUUAAGGAAACAGAACCGCGAUUCAGCUUUCGUCAUUGGCGGGGAGACUGUAGGACUGCACUCCUUCGUUGUAUAGGGCAGGAAUAGCCAGUGUGGUACCCUCUAGAAAAGAAUAUAAAACAUUUUGUACUAUAACUCCCAUCAACCUGGGCUGCUGACCAUUCUGACUGGGAGUGAUGGGAGUUGUAGUUCACUUGAUCUGGAGAGCACCACCUUGGGUAUUCCUGGUAUAAUGCAUUAAAGGGCUUCAAAGCACAUCAUUUAAGGUAAGCCAGCCUGAUCUCUGAUAGGGAAGGGAGAUGUGUCUGAGAGCAAGUUGCUUCCUUGAGGCAUAUAGUUGUCAUGGCUGAGGUGACCUGGCCUACAGACAUUUCUGGAUUAUGCUUAUGCAGCCAGAUCCUGUGUGUGUCUUUAAGGAAAUCCCAGUGAGUUCAAUGGGAGUUCCAGGUACGUGUUCUUAGGAUUGCAGCCAGUAAACAACACCAAGACUUGCCAGGUGUUUUGUCUGGAAAGGUUUACCCUUCAAAUGAACUUUAGUUGUGUUUAUUCCUUCGUCAUUUGUUAGGGUUCUUCCAGACAAGAGGAUUUUUGGUUUCUUUUUGGGUUUCGAAUUGAAUGUGCAUUGAAUAAUAUAAACAAUAAACAACUGUAUGCUAAACACAACAGUAACACUAAUCACAUAUCCAAAUGAAAAGUUUUUUUGUCAUAUAUAUAUAUAUAUAUAUAUAUAUAUAUAUUCCCAAUUGAUCAAAUUUUGUGUUUUGUUAUUCCAGUAAAAACAAACCACCUCCAAUUUUCUACAAACUUACUAUCUUUCUAUCUGCCUUCUCUUCCUCUUAAGUUCAUCAUUUGACCAUAUAGCCCAUUUUCCACACCUUAAAAUGUGGUUUAGGUUUUUUUCAGUUGGGGCAAAUUCUCAUCCUAGCUGCCAUUAAUAGGAAGACUACCAUUUCAGAAUCUUUAUUGGGAGGCCAUAACCAAGGAUUUUCCUCAUUUCUAGUAAAACAGCUUCCUAGCAGGACUUUAUUAUGGGACAUUCCCAUAUGGUUGUUUUUUUUAAAAAAGCCAAAUAUGCUGAUUUGGCACACCUGAUUCUGACAAGCCAUUUGGUAUGGGCAAGCUUGCCAGUCCUCAAAGGGACUGCUACUAGCCAAGACAGCAAACUGGGCAAGGGGGCACUGUCCAAAGGCUGUAACGCGAAGUCCCCAUACUGCUUCAUCCUUCCUUCUUGCUUCUAACUAGUUGUAUGGUGCUCAGCCAACCAUGGUGAAGACCACUGUCAGGGCACAGGCUCGUUUUAUCCUUUGUAACAUCUUGCAAUUCUGUUUUCCAGUUUUGUGGGAGGUAUACUACCCCUAGGACUCAGCAGGCCCCAAACGUUUCCCAGAAGCAUCAGAACAGAAAGAAGGGUCUGUCGAUUUAGGAAAAAAAUGAGAAAGGAAAAGUAUGUCCUGUGCAGCAAAGCUGGACUUCAAUGUAGGUCUUUGUCUGGGGGGAAAAACCCCAGGCUGCUGUUCCAACCCCUGCGACUCACUACCAUACAUACGGAUUGUUGCCUGCCCUACCAUGCUCAUAACAGAGAAAAGAGCAAAGUCACUUGGGCACCUUUUUUGGUCCUCUGUGGCUGCCCUCUGAUCCUAGUAGCUCUGCUCAGUGUAGAGGACAAGUCAAGGCACUUAAACUUCCCCUUUGUCCUCUGCUGUUAAUUCGGUAGCAUGUGUUUUCUGUCUUUGUAGGAGGAAAGGCUUAGUUUUGUUUUCUUUCUUUCCUUUUCCCGCUCAGGUGAAUUUCACAAUAGACCAGAUCCGUGCGAUCAUGGACAAAAAGUCCAACAUCAGGAAUAUGUCUGUGAUUGCUCAUGUUGACCAUGGCAAGUCCACGCUUACAGAUUCAUUGGUGUGUAAAGCAGGUAUCAUAGCUUCAGCCAGAGCUGGCGAAACACGAUUUACUGACACACGGAAAGAUGAGCAGGAAAGAUGCAUCACAAUCAAGUCUACGUGAGUAUUGCUCACAUUGGGCAUAAUGGCUUUGGCAGUAAAACACAAGCCAUUUGCAAAUUGUGUGUUUGAAGACAAUGGGCUUAAACUGGGUCUAGUUCAGUGGUUUUCCUCUUAACUCAUUUAAUUGUGCACAUUGAAAUGACGGUUGCUGGGGUUUUCUUAUUAUUGCUCUUAUUAAAAACAAAAAAAUCAAGAAACUACAGAAGGGUUGGAUUCCUUGCCUUCCUGUUAAAACAAAUACCAUGAGGAGUCUUGUGGCAGCUUAAAGAUUGACAGGUUUAUUGUGGCAGAAGAUGUGUGGAGUGUGAUCCUUAGUAUUCACACACACACACACACACACACACACACACACCAUAAACAUAAGGGGCCAGAGUUACUGAUACAAAUCAUAAUGAUUUUGGCACUGAAUUACAUGUAUGUAAUGUAUAGGAAAAAUGAAGGCUACAGUUUCAGGCUCAUUGUAUUGACCUUGAAUCUAUAUGUUAUCCAAUGUACCCCCCGCUUCAACUCAGCAAUUUCAGUAUACAGUCAUACCUCAUGUUGCGUCCGCUUCAGGUUAUGUGUUUUCGUGUUGCGUCCUACAGCAAUCUGGAAGUACCGGAACGGGUUACUUCUGGGUUUCGCCGCAUGCGCAUAAGCGCUGAAUCGUGCUUCGCGCAUGUGCACAGACACAGCACUUCGGCUUGCAUCAGUUCCGUGAUACGGAUGGGCCUCCAGAACGGAUCCCGUCCGUAACACGAGGUUCCACUGUACUUGGUUUAAUUUGGCCCUAAUUAAUAUUUAUAUCCCACAUCUCCAGGAUGUUGUUCUUGCGGCAGCCUUAAUAUUUUUCCAAAAUUAACACUGGAAUGAGUUUUUAAAUCUCAUUCAUAAGCAGCUGAAAACAAAGACGUUAAAAACAUAAAACCAAUAUCCCGUUGGCUGUGCCAGGAAACUGAAUGCUUUCAUUGCCCUCUGAAAACUCUCAAGAGAGUUGACCAGAUGCAGCUCUCCAAAGGAAGGAAUCCAAUGAGGGGAUGCAACCAUCACAGAGACAGAUCUAGUCUCUGCUACCUGCACUUCCACAAAUGCAGGGACCCUAUGCAAUGCCUCCUUAGCUAGUCUUAAGGCAUGUAGGGCAGGAUGAGGAAUUCAACAUAGUUCUUAAAACUGGACUUCCAGUUCCAUCAACCCUGGCCAUUAGCCACGCUUGUUUGUGGCUGAUGCAAGUUGGAAUCCAACACCAUCUGUACAACUGCCUCCAAGUUUCCCCUUCUUGGGACAUACCUCAAGCCUCAAUGCCUCAAGGUCAAAGUGCCUCAACCCCCAGCUGUGGUGUUUAUUGAAAUUAUGCAUAAAUGUAAAUAGAUUUUGGGGAAACCCACCACCUCUUUUGUAGGGCCAUUUCUCUCUACUACGAGCUCUCAGAAAAUGAUUUAGCCUUCAUCAAACAAUCCAAAGAUGGCUCUGGCUUUCUCAUUAAUUUAAUCGACUCCCCUGGGCAUGUGGAUUUCUCCUCUGAAGUCACAGCAGCACUUCGUGUCACUGAUGGUGCUCUUGUAGUUGUUGACUGUGUUUCAGGUAAGUGUGCUAAAACUGGGAAACUGUAAUUGCUUGUGAGAAAUCUGUUGUUUGUGAGGCAGCCAGUAAGAGAUAGCAGGGGAUAAGAAUCCUUUGAGAACAAGUGAUUGUGUUUUUAGUAUUUGGCAGUUCUGCUCUUAUAGAAUCAUGAAAUUGCACAGUUGGAAGGGACCCCGAGGGUGACAAUCCCAGCCUUUCGACCAAGUGAGUGGAACAGGACAUUGUCUUUCAUUGCACAAGGUUUCAAAGGCAUAGCAUGAAGUCACGGGCAAGAUCCUGCUCCUUGGGGAGGAGGAGUGACCUAGCAACCAGAGAUAUUUGCUUGGCUAAGAAGGCUGGUCAAAAUUUGCAGAUCCCUGUUUAUGUCUGCGCAGCACUUUUAAAUAUGUACCAGCCACAAGUAUUCUAGAAAUUGGAAUAUGUGCUUAUGUGACAUGUGGCUGAUGUUUCUUGUGCUGUCUGUUAAGCCCACAGGUUAAUAUAAAAGGAAGCUAAAAGCAUAGUUCCUGCAUUGUGCACACAGUGCAGUGUGGAGAUUCAAAAUGGAUGUGACAUGCCCAGUAUCUCUCUGCUCCUUAGUAAUGAAACUCACUGGGUAACUGAAUGACUAUCAACCCAAAGUACAUCAUGGGGUGUCAUGAGGCACUAAAAUGUUGUCCUCAACUCUUGGAAAAGAAGUGGGCUAUAAUGCUAGCAAACCUCUUCUAAUAAUUUAUAUAGAGUGUGCUGAGACCUUAUUAUAGUUGAGGAUUUUAGCCUUGAGAAUUUGACACACACACACACACACACCCUUUUAAAUAAGGAAAUGCUUAGCCCUUACCAUUGUGAAAAUGACCUUCAAAAUGUGUUUGGUGACUUCCCUGCAGCUCAGGAAGCUCAACAAAAUUUCCUGUGGUCAAGGCUUCAGAAUAAGCUGUGUGACUUACAAAACGUACACAGAGUAUGGAAUUUCAGCAGUCUGCAAUAGCCUGAAUGCUAUGGGAUGCAAGGGUGAUGCUCUAGCAGUAUUUAGCAGUUUUGUUUUUGUAAACUGGCACAAAAUCAGUUCACUAAGGUGGUAGCUAAACCUUUUGAAUGAAAACAAGUAAAAUCAAUGGUUACCCAUAGCUUCAGGUUGUUAGGCAGCAAGCCAUCUUGUUGAUCCUUCUCUUCACUGAGUUGAAAUUUUCAGGACAGACCUGGACUGACCUUUCUACAGUCAGUUCUGUUGCAACAGGUUUUCUCUGGAAGCAGGCUAUGCAAACACUGCCUGUCCACUUUCUCGCCUAGGGGUUUGUGUGCAGACCGAAACUGUGCUCCGCCAAGCGAUUGCUGAGCGUAUCAAGCCAGUGCUGAUGAUGAACAAGAUGGAUCGUGCUUUGCUGGAGCUGCAGUUGGAGCCAGAAGAACUUUACCAGACCUUCCAGCGUAUCGUAGAAAACGUCAAUGUUAUAAUAUCCACUUACGGAGAGGGUGAAACUGGACCCAUGGGUAAUAUUAUGGUAAAGAGGACUUACGUUGACAUUGGAGUGGAUCUGAAAACUAUUUUCGGAAGGGUCAAAUCCUGCUACACCAAGCUAGCGCAGAAGUUAUUUUUCUUGUCUACCUGUGCAAAAACUGUUCACGUGAGAGCAUCCUGCUUGUGGAAUUUGCUGCUGCAGUUUCUCUGAGCAGCUCUUGCAAGGCUAUACUAUUCCUUGGGGAGAAACCAUAGCUCACUGUCAGAGCACACUCACUUCGUUCACCAGAGGCCCCCGAAUCGGGCCUUGGCAUCUUCAAUUUGGGAGGAAAAAAACAGAUCUCUGGUAUCAGGGCUCAGAAAGGCAUUCCUCUGCUGAGACCUUGGAGAGCUACUGCUAGUCAGAGGAGGCCCUACGGAGCUAGAUAGGCCAGUGCUUUGACUCAGAAUAAAGCAACUUUGAAUGUCUCUUCUACUACCGAGUGCCUGUUUGAGCAGUUAUUUGUGCAGGCAAAGCCAUGAAAAAUAACACUAUUGGCAUUUUUUUUUGUCUCAGUAGAAAAGCCACAUCAACACCCUGCAACUGACUUGAGUCCCUUUUAAGCAGAGGCGACUAACCUUUGGCCCUAUGGAUGUCAUUGGACUCCAGAUCACAUCAUUCCUGACCAUUGGCCAUCUGGCUGGGGCUAAUGGGUACUGAAGUCCGACAGCACCUGGAAGGGCACCUGUUUUAAAGCAUAGGUGAUGAUUAAGCUGCGAUAUGGAUGCAAGAUCAGGCUCCAGUCCAAUCUGCCUCUUGUGCUCUACAGAUCAGUAGUCGAGGCAAAACUGCAGGCCCAUUCUUGGGUUGCCACCCUCCAGACCUCUCAUGAAGGAGGCAUGUUGAGAAGGGCAGUAUAUAAGUGGGGUACAGAACACAGUGUCUUUAAUUUAUUGGAUGCACUUUAAGCACUUUUGGGUGGCUACUCAAGAAGUACAUACUAGCCAAAAUGGUUUGGCCCCAGAUGAUGCUCAUUUUGAUACAAGCCGCCUAGAUUUCAGUGGAAUGUGGGUAUGUUUAGGGUUGCAUUCUUGAUGUGUUCCUGUGAUUAAAAACAGACCCUCCCUCCUUCUGUUUGUAGAUUGAUCCAGUCAUUGGUACUGUUGGCUUUGGCUCUGGCCUGCAUGGUUGGGCUUUUACUCUGAAACAGUUUGCAGAGAUGUAUGUAGCCAAAUUUGCUGCCAAAGGGGAAAAAGCACAGCUGCCAGCAGCAGAAAGAGCCAAGAAGGUAGAAGACAUGAUGAAAAAGCUAUGGGGAGACAAGUGAGUAAGGGAAUAUAUAUUUAUGCAUAGCAGUUGGUGUCACCCAGAUAAGUCAGUUUAGGAAUCAAUCGUUCUGUGGUGUGUACUUGCAUAUAUAAUGCACUCACCUGUGGGUUUUGGUUGUUCCGCUUACAAAAUCAAGAUACUAAAUACCUAUGAUAAUUAAAAAGUGGUUAGGUACUGAAAAAACUAGAAAUAAUGUCAAUGUGGCUGUGACAACUGUAAAUGUAUAUUUGAUAUUUUUCUGCUUUGUAAAUUAAGAAACAGAGGCAGUAGGAUAUGGCGGGAUCACUGGCGCUUUGCUUGAUGAAUUGAGAAGUCCAAAUAAGAUACCUUCUGUUUCUUUUUCAGUUCCUCAACCUUUUCACUGUAUGUAAAAAAAUAAGCCUUGCUUUUUAAUUUAGGUAUUUUGACCCGGCAAAUGGAAAAUUCAGUAAAUCAGCAACCAACCCCGAUGGAAAGAAAUUGCCACGGACUUUCUGCCAACUCAUCCUGGAUCCUAUUUUUAAGGUGAAACUCUGUUCGACAAAAAUAGUAUUAUCACCUAAACUUGAGAAUUAUUCCCUCCCUCAGUCUGUUAGGAGAACUCCCAAGAAUAAGCUAUUCUUCAGGGUGCUGAAGAAUAGAGUGAAGGAUCCAUGAGAAACCUCAGGCCACUUAUUGCCAGCAGACAGGCUUCCCUAGUCUUGAUAAAACAUCCCUGGAGUAAAUGUAUUUGCAGCAGCUAACUAAGCAGGCUGAUUCCCCUCCCCCCACCUGUGCAACACACAUCAGUUAAGUUAUAGAGUGUUUAACCAAUGACAUGAAUGUGCCUUAAAGCAUACUGCCAGGGGACCAGCUUAUUGACUCGUCCACUGACAAAAUGUUAAGCUUCCAGAAUCAUGAACCUAGCAGGAUCUGCAGAAUGUAAAGUGCCCUUGAGUAUCGGUAGCAAGCUAUAAGAUAUGGAAGCUCUUCUGCAGCCUUGGGUGGAAAUCAUGUUUAGCCUAUGGAAGUACUGCACAUUCAGUAAACCAGGCACAUAAGCCCUCUUCAAGCUGUAGUGAUGCUGUGAGGAUGGUUGUUCAGGCUCCUCCUCAUUAGCAUUCUUCCCCCUGUACGAGUUGGAGGGCAACUGUUAGAAGAAGAGGCCUCCUGUAGCCAUGGUGGCUCCUGAACCCUGAUUUUCCAAGGUACAGGAGACUCCUUGCUUGAUGCAGUUACCUUCCAACUUUUGGUGGGCAAAGAGAAUGACAACAAGGGGGUGGAGCGAAUCCACUCAUUCCCCCCCCCCCCCCGGAUUACAGGUUACAGAUUAAGAACACCUUAAUUAAUUAAACUAUGUGACAACACCUGUCUCUUAAAGUGACGUAAAGGAAAUCCUCAUUUGGCUUGACUUUCAUUCAACACUCUGUUCUCGGCAGCUGAUUGAUGGCAUGCUAGAUCGACCGGGCAAACAAAAUCUCUGUAACAUACUUUCGCUGUGUAGGUCUUCGAUGCCAUUAUGAACUUUAAGAAGGAAGAGGCAUCCAAACUGAUAGAGAAACUGGACAUCAAGCUGGAUGCUGAAGACCGAGAAAAGGAGGGGAAGCCACUGCUCAAGGUACUUUGAUACCGUGUGUGUCUGUGUCUCGGUGUCCCUUUUGGCACAGCUGUGCUAAGCAGCACCUGCUUUGCAGACAGAAAGUUGCAAGUUCAGUCUGGGGUAGCACGACAGGAAACGGCCUGGGGCACUGGGGCAUGGCCAACUUUAUAUAUUCUUAUGAGAUGGGCGCUGGAAGAGUGACAUCGCAUUUCUGAAGAGGAACAUCGCUCUUCCAGUUUAGCCAAACAAAGAAACUAAAGGAUGAAACAGUAGCUUGAGCUGUGUUCAAUGUCUGUUUCCCAGGCUGUAAUGCGUCGCUGGCUGCCUGCCGGUGAUGCCUUACUUCAGAUGAUUACCAUCCACUUGCCUUCCCCUGUUACGGCGCAGAAAUAUCGCUGUGAACUUCUGUAUGAGGGACCGCCUGAUGAUGAAGCAGCUAUGGGUAAGAUGACAUUAGCAAUUCAAGGCAGAAGAUGACUACUUUGCAAACCCUUGAAAUUUCUGACUAUAUAUUUUUUCUAAUUCCCCAUCAUUAUUCAUACUAAGCUCUGUGUUCAUUGGCAGAUGUUGGCCUUCUCCUUUACGAGACUGUACAGUGGUACCUCGGGUUACAUACGCUUCAGGUUACAUAGGCUUCAGGUUACAGACUGUUCUAACCCAGAAAUAGUACCUCAGGUUAAGAACUUUGUUUCAAGAUGAGAACAGAAAUCAUGCUCUGGCGGUGCAGCAGCAGCAGGAGGCCCCAUUAGCUAAAGUGGUGCUUCGGGUUAAGAACAGUUUCAGGUUAAGAACGGACCUCCAGAACAAAUUAAGUACUUAACCCGAGGUACCACUGUACAAAUCUUUUAAGAAUAGGGAGCGAGACCUGAUGGUGUAGCAGAACUUGACACUCUAAAGGUCCUCAGCUGAACUAUCUUGGAACUAUUAUAUAAGCAGCCCUCUACCAAACACACUUCCCAUUUCAUUCACCUACAGUGGUACCUCGGGUUACAAAAGCUUCGGGUUACAAACUCUGCUAACCCGGAAGUAGUACCUCGGGUUGAGAACUUUGCCCCAGGAUGAGAACGGAAAUCGUGCGGCAGUGGCAGCAGCACGAGGCCCCAUUAGCAAAAGUGCGCCUCAGGUUAAGAAUGGUUUCGGGUUAAGAACAGACCUCCGGAAUGAAUUAAGUUCGUAACCCGAGGUACCACUGUAUUUGGAUAGACUUUGCUUUUGUCCAGUUAGUUUCCUGUGCCCAAUUGAUCGGCAACAUAUAACUGAUUUUUACGUUUCAUUUUUAAAAAGGAAGGCAAAUCCCCCAUCGUGAUAUCUCUGCUGAGUUCAGAACUGCCUGUGAGUCACUAUCUUUGCAUUGUUUUGCUGCAGGUGUUAAGAACUGUGAUCCAAAAGGCCCUUUGAUGAUGUACAUCUCCAAAAUGGUCCCCACGUCUGACAAAGGUCGUUUCUAUGCCUUUGGGCGGGUCUUCUCUGGCAUUGUUUCCACAGGCCAGAAAGUACGAAUCAUGGGGCCAAACUAUACCCCAGGAAAGAAAGAAGAUCUCUACCUGAAGCCCAUUCAAAGGUAGAUGGUGAUGGCGUCAUUUCUUUUGGAAGUCGAUGCAUGCAAAAAAAAAUCAAUGUUAUAAUAUAUGUAUAUUUUUGUUUUAUGGGGGCGGGGAACCUGAUAAGAGGCAGCAGCAUUUUUAUUUUUUCUGAGAAUUUUUUCUUUAUGGCAUGCCCAAUAUAACUUUAGUUACUGAGAGAUAUGAUAGACAGUUAAAAGGGCAAUUAGAGAGAAUACCUUUUAUGUAAAAAGGUUGGGUUUUUUCCUAAAAAAUUUUUAAAAAAAUACUUCCGAUGAUAAAAUAGAUUGUUACCCAUCCUCUGUCUUUGUAGAACCAUUUUGAUGAUGGGUCGUUAUGUUGAGCCCAUUGAGGAUGUACCUUGUGGCAACAUUGUUGGCCUAGUUGGUGUUGACCAGUUUUUGGUGAAGACGGGCACCAUUUCCACCUUUGAACAUGCCCACAACAUGAGAGUGAUGAAAUUUAGUGUUAGCCCAGUUGUGCGGGUUGCAGUUGAAGCAAAAAACCCUGCCGACCUACCAAAACUAGUGGAAGGUCUAAAGCGUCUCGCCAAGUCUGACCCUAUGGUCCAGGUGAGUGUUAGCUGUAACUUUGUGAAUUAUUGGUUUGCAGUGGAGCUUUGCUGGAAGAGAGUUUUUCAUUAAUAGCAUUUGCAAGCAUGCCACUCAAGGGAAGCAGCUAUAGACUUGCUCAGAACUCGGACAGAAAUUUCAAAAUAAAGCAAUCCAGCCCUUAACAUUUGUAGUCAGCCUAUGUCUUAAUAUUCAUUUGGCCACUCAGUUUCUUCCAUCGGAAGACUGAAUAACUGCCACUUUGUGAAUAGUGGGGUGGGAAAUGUGUAAGAUCUAGCAUGUCCACAAAUACUGUACCUUCCAAGAAUGGGUCAGAGUGAAAGGGUGAAAUGAUAUCUGUGGGGAACUUGUAGUAGUGUUGCAACCAGGAAGAAAGCCUCACCACGUCGUAAGAGUCAAAAACUAAUGAAUACAGGAGGGAUUUAUUACCAGGUUAAUUUUGCAGGGUGUGGUCUGAAGGGACAUUUUGCAGCAUCCCUGCUUAGGCUAAGCGGGUCUGGUCAGUGUCUGGAUGGGAGAUUCCCUGGGAACCCCGGUGCUCCAAAAUAGGAUGUAAACGGAAGAAAUAAAACACGUUUUCCCAAAUAAGCUUCUCUCACUUGCUCCAGAGUAAGUGAAGAUUCAGUUGUAGACUAACAAAUUUCUCAUCAGAUUUACUGGCUUUUAGGAAGCUGCCUUCUCUUAGCUGAAGAAGAUUGAAUUCAAUCAAAAUAAAGUUUCCAUAUUUUUUAACUGUUGUGGAGUUUCAGCUAAAGAAGAAAACUGUGUUUUGAAAUGGUUAGGGAAAUUUGGGGACAACCUGGUACUAAACCUUUCCUGUCAUUGGUUCUUACCUUUCUCAUUAACACGUGAUAAGGACAGGAUGGUGGAAAUUGCUGCUCCCUUUUACUACAGAUGCAUCUGGAAGAAUAUAAACAGGACAGGCAGUGACUAAGGAAGAAAGGUCUGGCUGGAUGGGGACGAUAUUUAAUGCCUGUAUUCAGUGGUGAUGCAAAACCAUGGUGUAGGGCCGGCAUUUUGAGUCCAGAGGCCAAAUGUAGCCUUUUUAUCUGGCCCUUGGAACUUUUUCCAGGCCAUUUCCCUUAACAGCCCUAUUCCAUACCCUCCUUCAAUAUUUUUGCCUGGCUGGAAUGUGUUUCUGAGCUCUGGCAAUGGUUCUUGGCUGCCGGGAUGGAGUGUGUGUGUUUGUAGAAACUAGCUUACUAUACAAAGGUAACAUUAACCAUUGGUUGCUUUGCCCACUUUUGCCUUUGGCACCAGAAAAGGUUGAUCAGAUGUGGCCCUUGGCCUGAAAAAAAUGGUUUCCUAUCCCUUCGCAUUACAAUAACUUAGUGAACCUCGGGUUUGUAAGCUUCUCCCUCACCCAAGAAAAUGUGAAGCUUCUGGGCAUGACAAAUUGCACCUUCCUGGUUCGUCCAUAUUAUGAAGAAACUGAUUUUUACAAACCACAGUUCACAAGCCAGGACAUCAAACCAAAGGUGUAUGUCACUGAAAUCUCUCACAUGCAAGUAAAUGGGGAGAGAAACAUACAAGCUUGAGGCUUACCACAGGCUAGUUUGUACAGUGGUACCUUGGUUUACGAACUUAAUCCGUUCUGGAAGCUCAUUCUUAAACCGAAACAGUUCUUAAACUGAGGCGCACUUUCCCUAAUGAGGCCCCCCGCCGCUGGUGCCCUUCCACCGUUCAGAUCCCAUUCUUAGACCGAAGUAAAUUUCUCAAACCGGGACACUAUUUCCGGUUUUGCGGAGUUUGUAAACAGAAUCGUUCUUAAACCGGACUGUUCUUAAACCAAGGUACCACUGUAGUUAUGACUUCUGAAUGUGGUCACUGUGGUGAGAGGUUAUAACCACUGUGUAGAAGACAGAGCUCAAAUGCAACAAACAUCCAUACUGCUAGUGCACUGUUGAUUUGUGCUUUUAAAGACUUCUGUACAAUCCCUGAGCUCUGUAGGAAUCUUUGAAAUUGGAGGAUGUUUUGUUUAUCAGAAACAAUGUUCCCCCUUCCAAGCUCUCAGGAAGGGAGAUGAUAACAAUUCUAAUAAAUAAAUACAAGCAUAUUUAUAGAUAGGCCUUGGUCUUGGGUAGUACUCUUUCUUGUGUUUUCAAAAUUAGGAAGCAUUUUCUCCCCUUCCUCUGUGUGGUGGGGUGGCUCUGUUUGAACCUACUGCUGCACAAGCUCUAGAGCAUGGCAUAAGUGUUAGAAGUGGUGCGUUUUACCUGGCAGUACCUUGCAUUUCACAGGUAGGUGCAAUGCUUGGAGGUCAGGGGUGGAAAGCACAUCACAACCUAAGCUCAACUUUUCCCAUGAUGAUUUCUGCAUAACAGUUGUGGAAAGGCCCAAUGCUUUGAUCUUUUGAAAACGGCUUGGCAGAAUUGUAGCACAUUCUGCAGCAUGAUAAGGAAAUGCUGCUAGGUUUUCAUAACGUUUUCCUCCUGAAACAACCUAAUAACCAACUUUUCCUGUUCACCAGUGCAUUAUUGAGGAAUCUGGAGAGCACAUCGUUGCUGGAGCUGGGGAGCUGCAUCUGGAAAUUUGCCUGAAAGAUCUGGAAGAGGACCAUGCCUGUAUUCCCAUCAAGGUAUGCAAACUCACAUGCUGUGUGGGCAGGGUUAGAACAUGUAAAUGCCAGAUGGACUGAGAAUAUGAUUUUUUUUUAAAUGGAAAUUAGAUAUCGGGAUUUGGUUUUGUGCCAAAUAAAUGAGACCUGUGGGUAUAGGGCAGUAUACAAAGUUAAUAAAUAAAAUACAAUUCAGUAGCCAGAAAAUAAUGAAAAUUGAGUCUCUUUAUAUGACCUGCGUACACUUAAUUUUGAAGGGACGCGGGUGGCGCUGUGGGUUAAACCACAGAGCCUAGGACUUGCCGAUCAGAAGGUCGGCGGUUCGAAUCCCCGCAACGGGGUGAGCUCCCGUUGCUCGGUCCCUGCUCCUGCCAACCUCGCAGUUCGAAAGCAGGUCAAAGUUCAAGUAGAUAAAUAGGCACCACUCCAUUGGGAAAGUAAACGGCAUUUCCGUCCGCUGCUCUGGUUCGCCAGAAGCGGCUUUGUCAUGCGGGCCACGUGACCGGAAGCUGUACACCGGCUUCCUCGGCCAAUAAAGCGAGAUGAGCGCCACAACCCCAGAGUUGGCCACGACUGGACCUAAUGGUCAGGGGUCCCUUUACCUUUACCUUACACUUAAUUUUGCUUCCAAUGGUUGGACCUCUUUUGGUAGGAGACUGGCAGGCAAAGGUAGAGGAUGGGGCCGGGGGAGAAGAUGUGAAAUAAGCCUGGGAUUCUCAAUAAGGUUAAUUUCUACAUUAGGUCCUAGGUUUUGAAUAUACUUGUUCUGCAUAUAAAUCCCUGAGCAUGAGAUGCAAAUGCCUAUUGACUUCUAGAUUGCUGCUGUGCUCUUGUGCUUCUUCUCCCAGUCAUUUCAGUGUGGCUUGUGGAAAUGCUUAUUAACCAGCAUCUAACCAGUGUACUUGCCAGCUCACCAUGGCUGAGCACAUCUUUUUGCUCGGGCAAAAUAACAGAAUCAGGGAGGGCCACCACCCUUCUUCUCUGCCUGGAGAAGCAUGAGGAUUCUCUGCCAUACCAGGCUGACUUCAGAAGUACAGAUGAAUGGUGGUUGUAUUCCAUGAUGUCACACGGAACAAAGGUGACACCUGGAGAGCCAAGGGACUUGUGCUGCUUUCUGGGAAUUUGAGGGUUAGUGCACUGGAGACAAGCUCCUGCCCCUCUCAACUCUGGAGGCAAAGGUUCGUCUCCCACAGUGGUGCAGGGUGCCGUAUUCGCUUGCAGAGGUGAGAGACAUGGUCACAGCAAGAAACUAGAGCUGCCAAGGCGAACCUAGAUUUCUUAAUCAGAUUAUUCAUUUCGAUUUCACUUUAUAACGGAACAGUGAGUGUGCAUUAGCAUUUCAAGGAAACUCAAGCCACAGCUUUUUCUAGAUGACUCGUCAAAACGCGUUGCUGCUUCUGUAUUGCUGAGCCUAGGACUUGCCAAUCAGAAGGUCAGUGGUUCGAAUCCCCGUGACGGAGUGAGCUCCCGUUGCUCGGUCCCUGCUCCUGCCAACCUCGCAGUUCGAAAGCACGUCAAAGUCCAAGUAGAUAAAUAGGGACCGCUCCAGCGGGAAGGUAAAUGGCGUUUCUGUGCGCUGCUCUGGUUCGCCAGAGGCGGCUUAGUCAUGCUGGCCACGUGACCCGGAAGCUGUACGCCGGCUCCCUCGGCCAAUAAAGCGAGAUGAGCGCCGCAACCCCAGAGUUGGUCACAACUGGAUCUAAUGGUCAGGGGUCCCAUUACCUUUAAUUCUAGUAAUUCAUGCUAGAGCCUAAAUCUGGCAAUGAAAUCUGUAAAACACUCGAUGUUGCCUCUGUUGAGGAUGUCUGACUGCCAUAUCUCACCUGGUGUGCCAUGUAUCCCCAUCUAGGGUCCACACGUGUUAUAAUGAGGCUCCAAUUUUGGUAUGUGUAGUGGGGGGACAUGCUCCGUCACUCUAGCUUGAAAUGAACAUGUGAAACAGGGUAGUAAAGGUUGAUCUCAGCAUAGAAUGAAUUUGUAAAGUGGACUCAAAUUUAUUUGACACUCUUCUUUUGCAACAUAACAGAAAUCAGACCCGGUAGUAUCUUAUCGGGAGACAGUCUCUGAAGAAUCGAUCCAGAUGUGCUUGUCCAAAUCCCCCAACAAGCACAACCGGUUGUACAUGAAAGCCCGCCCUUUCCCUGACGGGUUGGCAGAAGAUAUAGACAAAGGGGAUGUCAGCUCCCGCCAAGAGCUGAAGCAACGGGCUCGGUACCUGGCCGAGAAGUACGAGUGGGAUGUGUCUGAAGCACGGAAGAUCUGGUGCUUUGGUCCCGACGGAACAGGCCCCAACAUCCUGGUGGACAUCACCAAAGGGGUCCAGUACCUCAAUGAAAUAAAGGAUAGCGUGGUCGCCGGAUUCCAGUGGGCAACGAAAGAGGCAAGUCUGCCAUAAAGUUAGCAUUUGAUACGCAAGAUGUUUGAAAUUAUUCUGUAAAUUUUACAGCUGUCAGGUUCAAUCCCUAAUAACUCAUGGCUUGUUUUAAAUAAAAAGAUUUGAGGUAGAACGACAAGAGAGAUUCCUAGGCAGCCAGUACUGGGCUUGACAGACCUCAGUGGUAUGUUUCUGUUUAGGGCUGUUCCAUAUGCUUUUAAGUAAUUCUCACCUGUUGCACUAUGAAUGGUUUCACUUGGAUACAAACGGACUUAAAACACAUUAAAUGUUUCUGUGAAACGCAACCUACUAUCUUAAUUUUCUUUGCUGUGCAUAAGGUGUUUGAUUUUUCAUUAUUAUUUGCAAGCCUCUCUAGUAGCAGGAAGACCUCCCAACACUUUAAUGGUCUGUAAUGUUUUUCUUCUGCACAAGUGGCAACUUAACUCUUUUUCUUUUGCCAAUUAAAACAAGUUUAAGCAUUAGGAUGCCAAUAAUACUGCAGUCAGAAGUCUUUUCCUUUCCACUUUUGACUGUUGUCUUUUGCAGGGCGUUCUGUGUGAGGAGAACAUGCGGGGAGUUCGCUUUGACAUCCAUGACGUUACUCUCCAUGCUGAUGCCAUCCACCGGGGUGGUGGGCAAAUCAUCCCAACUGCAAGGAGGGUUUUGUAUGCCUCUGCCCUGACUGCCCAGCCCCGAUUGAUGGAACCCAUCUAUCUUGUAGAGAUACAGGUAUGUCACUGGACGGGUGGGUUGUCCCUGCUGAGACUUUGAAGCAGGAAUCAAAACUCCUGUUCUUAGUUCUGAGAUUUCACUGUCACAGUGGACUCGGGUCCACUCUCGUUUUAUCCCACUCCUGUUAGAACAAGAGCAGUAUUGCUGGCUUCUAGGAAAUUCCUCUCAACCCCCAACAGAUUUCGUUUUUACUACUAGCCCUGCUUGUGCACAAAUGUGCAGCUGAAGAGCCUCAUUUGACAUACUAUGAAAGAACAUGAGUUUUAAGCAUGUUUCAUAUUAACUAUCUUGGACCUUGGCAGCAUUGGCUGAUUCCUCACUAAGGCUGCAAUUCUUGCCCUGCGUACCUGGAAGUAACCUCAACUUUAGACUGGACGUGGUAUGGCUUGCAGCCUUCGUCAUUUAGUUUUGUGUUCCCAUUUAAGUGGAGAAAUCUAGUCUGCCACCAAAAAAGCAGCUAAUUUGCUACUUAGUCAGGUGAGACUUUUGCAGCAUAAAAUUGAAUAAUGGUUUAUUAAUGUAUAUUUAUUAACUACCAGAGCAAAAAUGCUUUUAUUCAAGAUGUCACAUGGAGCUGUCUUUGUAUUAAGAUCCUUAAGUGCUGCUCUAGUGCAUUUUAUUGUAAAUAAAAUAAUUUAGUAGUAUGAAAUUCAAGAGGUCCCGUGUCUUAUAGUUAAUUGUUGAUGAAAGGAGAUACCACAGACUUUCCUUUGAGCUGAUGGGAAAAAUCUAAACAGCUGCCUUUCUUCCCUAGUGCCCAGAACAAGUGGUUGGAGGCAUUUAUGGUGUGCUGAAUCGAAAACGCGGUCAUGUUUUUGAAGAGUCCCAAGUAGCUGGGACGCCCAUGUUUGUGGUCAAAGCAUAUCUGCCAGUUAAUGAGUCUUUUGGUAAGAGAUUGACUGAUUUCAUGACCUUAUCAAAUCCCACUGGGUGGUUCAUACCAUUCUUCCAGUUAAGUCACUAGUUUUGGGGGAGAAUACAAUGAAAUAAAAACUAGCAUUCUUGGCUCAAGUAUUCCUGCUUUCAACUUUGCCAGGAAAAGUAGCUGCCCAUAAUGGAGUAGUACCUCAGCCUGGGAGGGAAAAUGACCCAGAAGCAGAUAUGAGAAGCUGGACAUUAGAGUUAAGGAACAGUCAAAUUGUAUUCUGGAUAGUGAUACUAGAGUUAGGAAGCGGACUUGUGCUGAGUCAGACCAUCGGCCCAUCAGUUCCUUCACUGACUGGCAAUGGCUUGCCAGGAUUUCAGGCUGGUGAUGAUUCUGAACCCUUACUUGGCAGUAUCAGAGAUUGAACCCAAGGCCUCCUGCAUACCAAACAGAUGCUCUUACUACUGAGCGACAACCCUCUCUUAGGAGUUAAAGAAAUGCAGCAAGGAAGAGGUAGGUGUAGAAGAGGAAAGAAAUUUAAGCCAGAUUGAACAAGCUUUUCCUGUUGGUAUGAAUUUAGCAUUAUUAAUGUUGCAUCAGAUAAACUUGCUAAAGGUGGCUAAGUAAGAACUUUUGUUUGAAUGAAAGGUCUGACAGAGGAUACUGUAAGGGGUGUUCUAAGCCUUACAAGUUACUCAUUUUUUUCAUCUCCAUAGGUUUCACUGCUGAUUUGAGAUCCAAUACCGGUGGCCAGGCUUUCCCACAAUGUGUCUUUGAUCACUGGCAGAUUUUGCCCGGAGACCCCUACGAUGCUAAUUCACGACCCUUCCAAGUCGUGGCUGAAACACGCAAACGCAAAGGCUUGAAGGAAGGUAUUCCACCUCUGGACAACUUCCUAGACAAAUUGUAACUACAACCUCAUCCAGGUCAGGGGUGCCUAUUCUGGCACUCAACUUCAUCACAGAAUUGGAUUGCUUCACAAAGCCAGCAAAGGAGUGGGAAACUGAACAGAAAAACUCCAAACAUCUAGCAAUUAUGUCAUGUUCACCUAAUGAGAAAUAAAAGUAUGUGUUGAACCGCUUA